CAAGAACGCUGAGGGAGCUCACGGCUCCGAAUCUAAAUCAACAACCCUUAUGUAUCACUUUUCCAACUCUUGAUACAAGGGUCACAUUCGAGCUAAAAUCUGGGCUCAUUCAUCUACUUCCCUCUUUCCAUGGCCUACGAGGGGAAGAUCCAAACAAACACUUGUCGGAAUUCCAUAUUGUGUGCACAAGCAUGUGCCCUAAUGGCGUGUCCGAGGAGCAAAUCAAGCUGAGAGCCUUCCCAUUCUCUCUCAAAGACAUCGCCAAAGAUUGGUUAUUUUAUCUUCCCUCGGGGAGCAUCAAUACAUGGGCUCAAAUGAAAAAGAGCUUCCUUGACAGGUACUAUCCCGCAUCUAUCUCUUCAAGUCUCAAGAAGAAAAUCAGCAACAUUGAGCAAGCGGAUAAUGAGACCUUAUAUGAAUAUUGGGAGCGCUUUAAAAAAUUAUGUGCUAGUUGCCCAUAUCAUGGAUAUUCAGAACAAGAUCUCAUCCUCUACUUCUAUGAUGGACUUGUUGAUCAAGAUAGACGCAUGGUGAAUGCGGCAUGCGGAGGGGGUAUUGUUAACAAAACCCCUUCUCAAGCAAGAGACCUCAUUUCGGAGUUGGCCGAAAACUCGAGACAUUACAACGGAAGGUCAUCAUCGAAACGAGUCAUGGCAGCGGAAUCCAACAACUCGUUGGAGAGUCAAGUAGCCGGCUUGACUUCUUUGGUUAAAGAUUUCCUUUUAAAUCCAAAAACCCAAGAAGUCAAGGUCUGCGGCAUCUGUUCAACGCAAGGGCAUCCCACAGAUUCUUGCCCAACGCUACAAGAAGAGAACUCCGAGCAAGUCAAUGCUUUGGGGUUCCAAGGUCAAAGGAGGUACGAUCCUCAAGGCAAUACCUACAACCCGGGAUGGAGGGAUCAUCCGAAUUUAAGGUACGGAAAUUCUCAAACAAAUCCUCCUCCUCAACAAUACAAACCACAAGGCCAAACAUCGAACUCGAGUAUGUCCACCGAAGACAUGAUUCGAGCGCUGUCCGUUAAUAUGGGAACAAUGCAGCAAAGCAUGGGGCAAUUCCAACAUGAAACCAAGUCGAGCAUUCAAAAUUUGGAAACUCAAGUUAGCCAAAUUUCAAAUGCCGUAAGUCGACUUGAAGCAAAAGAUUCGGGUAGGCUCCCCUCCCAAACUGAGCAAAACCCGAGACAACAUGUCAAUGCAAUCAUGUUGAGGAACGGUAAAGAAUUGCAACCACAGGAAGUUGAGGAGGAGAAGCAAGAGGUUGAUCUUGAAGAAGGCUUUCAACAAGAAGAGGAGAAGCCAACGAAGACUAAAUUCCCUCCACGAUUAUCAUAUGAACCACUCCCUCCAUUCCCUGAGGCAUUGAAAGACACAAGGAAGCUGAAGAAUGAUCGGGACAUCUACGAAACAUUCGUCAAUUCUGAGGUAAACAUCCCACUCUUCAAACUGAUCAAAAGUGUUCCCCGUUAUGCAAAGUUCUUAAAGGAACUAUGCACAAUGAAAAAGAAAAAUAAAUGAUGGAUAGUGUACCCGAGGGGUAGCUUGUCCAAGGGGUUAUUGCGGAGAAUAACUAGAGAGAAGUCAGAGCAAAUAAGUAAGAGAGAGAGUGUAUAUUCGAUAUGUAUUCAGCGUGGUUUACAAUGGGGGAAAGGGGUGCUAUUUAUAGUAGUAAUAAAUGCUAGAUAAGGACACGUGUCAGUUUUCUGGUGGUCGAGGGGUCACCUCGACCGGGGUGGCACUGGCACUCGCAUGUGGCCGCAUUAAAUGCGGUGGUUGGAUGUGACGUUUGUACUUGGUACGGUGAUCUAGGCGCAUGUGAAGAGGAUAUUAUGUCGAGGUGGAUGCCUUCGGUUGAAGGGUGCUGAGCCGAAGGCUCUUCUAAUCGAGGGCUCCUACCUGUCGAGGGCUGUAGGUGCCGAAGGCUUGGUUUUCAAGCCUUGUUCUCCUGUGAUGCCUCUUCUAACCGAGGGCUCCUACCUGCCGAGGGCUGCAGGUGCCGAAGGCUUGGUUUUCAAGCCUUGAUCUCUUGUGAUGCCUCUUCUAACCGAGGGCUCCUACCUGCCGAGGGCUGCAGUUGCCGAAGGCUUGGUUUUCAAGCCUUGAUCUCUUGUGAUGUUUCUGAGCUCGAUUCCGUCACUGGUAGCCUUCGGCCAUGGGGCCGAAGGCACCCCUUUGCGUAUUGUGGGCUGCUUAGAGCUCCAUUUUUCUGGGCUCGGCCCGUUUGGGCCUGUUGGGCCUGAUUGUAGUGGAGGAAGUAUGUGGGCCGGGGGUCCCUGGGCCAUAUACUCCAUCAAUAAACUGGAAGGGAAACAAAAAGUUGAAGUAAGUGAACGUGUCUCGGCCAUUUUUAAAAAGAAACUUCCCGAGAAAUGUAGCGAUCCAGGCAUGUUCACUAUUCCUUGCAAAAUAGGGGAUACCUUAUUUUCUAAGGUCUUGUUGGAUUUAGGAGCGUCAAUAAAUGUCAUUCCUUAUUCAUUAUAUAAAUCCUUACAACUCGGCCCACUACAUCAAACUGGUGUAGUGAUUCAACUAGCGGAUCGGUCUAAUACUUACCCGAAGGGUGUAGUAGAAGAUGUGCUAGUAGAAGUAGAAAAUUUGAUGUUCCCUGUUGAUUUUUAUGUUCUGGAAAUGGGAGAUGAUAACCAAACUACACCCAUCCUCUUGGGUAGGCCCUUUCUGAAAACCGCAAAAACAAAAAUAGAUGUGGCUAAUGGUUCAUUAACUUUAGAGUUUGAUGAUCAAAAGGUAGAAUUCAACAUUUUUGAUUCUACGAAAAAACAAAUUAAAGACCAAUCUCUUUGUUCUCUAAAAGUUUGUGAACCACAAACCCCGAAUAUUUUUGUUGAGAAAAAAUAUGAGAAAAUCAAACUUUUUGAAAAAGAAGAAUUUUUCAAAUUUUCAAAAGGAAAAUGGAUCCCACCUGGGAUUAAAGUGAUACCAGAGAAGAAAUCCCGGCCUUACUGGAGAAGACCGAAAAAGAAAAAUGAAACAAGGGACGUUCGUGAUCCCACAUAAAAGAAAUAUAUAUAUAUAACGUCGUGCCGCGACAUAAAAUCAAGCGCUUCUUGGGAGGCAACCCAAGUUUUUAUUUUCAAUUUCAUUUUUUUUUCAGUUCGUGUGUUAUAAUUUUUUCAAAAAAAAAAAAUUAAAAUGAGCCUGGGCUGAAACCCGGCCGGGUAUCUCAAACAGCCCGGUCGGGUUUAUUAAUAAAAAAGGAACACCCGGGCAACACGGCCACCGGGUUGCUAACAAAAAAAAAACAUAUGCCCGACCGGGGGCUUCCAAAACCCGACCGGGCUGCGCAUUUUUUUUGGCUCCGAACACACUGGAAUGCAUACCCAAUCGGGUAUUUCUGAAACUCGGGCGGGUACGAAUUUCUUUUUUAAAAAAUCAGAAAGACCCGACCGGGUACCCUAAAGCACUCGACCGGGUACUCAUUCCAGUAGCUACUGGAUAACAAAACACCGCACAGCCCGACCGGGCGGAAGACUUCACCCGACCGGGUAAACGGGAAAUUCCACUUAACCAGGUCGGGCUCACCCCCUUCCCCUCCCACUUCUUCUUCCUCCCAACAACAAAAUUCCCAAAAUCCACCAUUUUCAAACACCCAAACCUUCGAAUCUCCCCAUUUCCUUAACCAAAUCCACUAAAAACCCCCAUUUUCUUCAUCUCCUCACUUCCCUCUCCAUCUCUAUACCCAUAAAAUCCCCCAAAACCUUCCCAAUCAACCAAACCCAAAAACCCUACCCAAAAUUCGAAAAUCCCCAUUCUUGGACAUUCAAGGUCCGAAAUCUCCCCAAAAAUCCUCAACCAAUACCAUAUUCUUACUCUCCUCACCAUCCUCUUCAACCCCAUACUCAUAAAAGCCAUCCAAAUCCCACCCUACCCCAAAAUCCGAAAAUCACAAAAAAAAAAUCUAAAAAAAAAAAUUUGAACUUCAAUGGCUCCAAGAAAGUCAAAAGCCUCUUCCUCAAGGGGAAAUCGAGCUAUCCCACCGGUAGUGGGCUAUGAGAGCGUGGAGUUUGCUACGGAGGCUCAACGGAACAACUUCAUCAACCAAGCAAAAAAGGGAGGUAAAACAAUCCCGUUUUAUGUGCUUAACUACUUUAGCACUACUAUGGAUUGAUACUGUGAUGCGUGACAUAUUUGCAAGAAUUGGAAUAUCUAGAAUGUUUGAAAUGCAAUAUGUGACAUAUCCUCAUUUGGUGUAUGAAUUUUUUAGCUCAUUUGCGUAUACAAAAGAUGUGAAUGAUCAUGCAAAUGACAUAAUCACCUUUCGUUUACUAAAUGAGGAUCGUUCAUUAACCAAACGAGAAUUUGUUCAACAUUUUGGUCUCCCAUGGUUUGAUGAAGCACGUACAUAUGAUUCUCUUGUGGGGUAUGAAUUGUGGAGAAGAAUGACCGGAAAGAAUGUGGUUGAUCUAUCUAAACUGAGUGUGAAUCGUGUGCAACAUCCGGUCUUCCGACUAUUCUUAAAAUUUUGCUCAAAUUGUUUCCUCGAAAGACUGAAUAAUCAUCACACACGUAUCUGGGAUGUGUGUGUUCUAGCACAAGCUGUUUUGCCGGGUCCAAAUCAAGUUGAUGUUGCCACCAUCUUAUGGACUCAUUUCAACAACGUGGCAACAUCAACAGGACCAAUUGCUAUGGGGGGCCUCAUCACACAUCUAGCCACUUUAUAUGGUUUUAUAGACCCCGACCCCAUCACCUCAAGACACCUUAUUUGUACUGAAUGGCUUUUACAAAAGAUGCUAGACUUGGUCCCCUCGCACACAACACCAACUGGGGCACACAUCUAUAAUUGGCGCAUUCUCCCACGCACUUCCAUCUACCUCCAGAUACCCUCAGCCGACGUCCCCCUGGAUAUCAUCAAUCACCAAAUCGGGGAUGGUCAUCACUAUUGUCUUCCCGGGGCAAUCCCGGAUCAUUAUGAAGAACCCAUCCAAGAUGAAGAUGAUGAAGAACCCCCAAUCAUACCCGAACAACCACAACCUCAAGCAUUCCACUACACACCUUUCGAGCAACAAAUGCUCGAUAACAUGGUCACGCUCAACCAGAGCAUUGUGAGGAUGGAGGAGCAGCGGCAAGCAGACUGGCGUAGGUAUGAGGAAGACAGGCGGAGAUCUGAGGAGGAUCAGCGUAGAACCUUUGGUCCGAUAUACUCAUAUAUAGCACACCAGGGCUCCUUUUCCUCUAUGACCACUCCACCUCCUGCACCAUCAUGGUAUGACCCCUCUCAGUGGGGUUUCUUUGGAGGAUCGAGCUCCGGUGGUGGAGGCUACGAUGGUGGUUAUGGCGGGGAUCACAUGGAUGAGGACGGACACCAAGGUGGAGGUCUAGGCGGACACUAGGGACAGUGUCAGAUCCUAAGUGUGGGGGUGCAGAGAUCUUCCCGGAUCCUGAGGGCGAUUACUAUAGAGAGUUCGGAUUGAAAUUGAAGACUCAUCUUUACUCUUUUUGUUUUGGAGAUACUUUAUGUAUUUGUUAUAAACACUUGUGAAUGUUGGUGCUGCUACUCUUGUCAUUUAGGACUUCUUGGAUUUGAUUUGAUUUACUCGAGACGAGUAAAGGUUUAAGUGUGGGGGUAUUUGAUGCACACUAAUUAGUAGUGCAUAAUUACAUGUUUUUAUGUUUGAUUUAUGUUAAUUGUUUGCCGUUUUAUUUAGUUUGUAAACAUUUAUGUGAUUUCAGUUGUAAUUGUAUCUUGGUCUUUAUUUGUCAGUUGUAAAGUUUAGUUAGGAUUUGUGGUUUUGGAAAGGGAGACUUUGAAGUAAAGAAAAAGAAGAUUUGACUGCCGAGGAGCAAAUACCCGACCGGGUAUAAUACUUGACCCGGUCGGGUAAGAAAUGAAAAACGAAUAUACCUUGGUCUUUAUAAUUCUUGUUUCCAGGGCCAUGGGAACUUGGG
Molecule: messenger RNA, 5900 nt
Organism: Cuscuta europaea
Lineage: Eukaryota; Viridiplantae; Streptophyta; Magnoliopsida; Solanales; Convolvulaceae
Source: the annotation of a GenBank genome assembly